Messenger RNA from Abrus precatorius (Indian licorice), 1967 nucleotides. RefSeq lists its product as uncharacterized. The record is from RefSeq and is a predicted model, not a curated record. NCBI's taxonomy places the organism in Eukaryota, Viridiplantae, Streptophyta, Magnoliopsida, Fabales, Fabaceae. Bases 844 to 1737 code for a protein of 297 amino acids. The transcript has 5 exons.
GACACAUAAUAAUGUCUUUUCCAGUUUAACUGCAGCAUUCACAAGAGGGUGUCCCUUGUUAAAUCUUUUACGGGGCUUGACUUUUGACGCUAAUUGGGAUAUGACACACGGAAACAGCAUUUUUGGGUCAGUCUCUACUCUUUUUCUUUCACCUUUGAUUUGAACCAGGAUGAGUUGUUUGCUGUGCGGUGGGUGAUUGAGAGUCCAUGCAGUUGGGAACGUUUAGACACCUUAGAUCGUGUCCCAGCUGAAAGUUUGGUCUACACAGUUUGAAUCUUCUGUAAUUGGAUCGGGUGAUUAUGUCUUGUCUUUAUUGGUGAUGCUUCAUUGAGUGGUGAAAUUUGGAUUUUAGGUUGAUGGGAUUAGAAUGCCCAGCUUUGAUGAAGAAGGUAUGGGCUUAUAGCAGCAGAAGAGGCAAUUCAGAUGGAAAAGGAGGGGUUGUUUGGUUUCAGAGAAUUUUUUUGUUUUCACUUUUAGUUACAAAUCUGUCAACUUGUUUUUAUUCUUUUUUUUUUUUCUUCAAAUUUUUGUGCAUAAAAUAUUGAAAAUACCUUUUUCUUUCAAUUUUUCCUUUACAAAUCUUUGAAAAUGGAAUGAAAUUAAGGUGACAGUUAUUAAAAGUAGAAACACAAAAUUUUCGUAAAACCAAACAGUCUCCUACUUGUGCUGAUCAGUGAAAACUUUUUUCCUGUAUCUCCUCAUUCCUUUGUGUUGAGAUGCUUCACUCGUGAAGAACUUGGGUGGGGCUAGAAAGAAAAAUAAAAAAGGAUACCCCUUUGACUUCUGGAAGCAAGCUGUAAGAGCUACUUGAACUGGAUUCUUGGAUAGGUAUAGCUUAAAGUUAUGUCUGCUUAUGGCCAUCAAAUGGAGCAGAUGUAUUCUGCUCGGAGUCUCCCUGGUGGUUCUGAGGUGAGGAGCAGUUUUGUGCUGGAAUCAGGAUUCUACAUCACAUCCUUUGCUGCAACCAUCCUUGUAGCUGCAUUAGCUGCUGUUGGGCUUUUAUUAAUUACUUUGCUUAUUUCACUGGCAAUGAUGCUGCAAUCUUGUCAAAGUAGCCAUGGUGGAGUUAUUGAACUUACGAAAAUAAAUUAUGACUACAGUUAUUGCAAGGUUUACUCUCUGCAUGCUAAACUCAAUAACUUAAAAGAACAUAAUCUUCCUAACAUCUGCAAGGAACUGGCCAUACAGUAUAUCAAGGGAGGUCAAUAUACUAGAGACUUGGGUUUAACCAAAUCUGUGAUUGAGGAUUAUUUCAACGAUGUUAGACCAUCAGAUGAUGGUCUUGAUGUGGUGUUGAUAGACAUAGAUGGCAUUUUUCCACCAAAUCUUCAUUCUUCCAAUUUGUUCCAAAGCAGCAUCAACAACUGUAUCUUAGAGGCAACGAAUUUAAAGCGCCUGCUUGUUUUAAGAAUAUACAUAAACCUUAAAGCUGGUGGAUGGUCUAUUAUUUUGUUAUCAAGAGAGCAAGGAACACACCAAAAUGUCACUAUCAACCAUCUUGUCUCUGCUGGAUUUAGAGGUUGGUCUACCUUGAUGAUGAGAGCAGAAGAUGAAGAUUCUACCAAAGGGAGUGAGUGUUUUUCUAGGCAAAGGAAUGUGAUCCAGAAAAAGGGUUUCCGUAUUCAAAGUAUCAUAAGCAGUCAAAUGGAUGCGUUGACUGUUACAGAUACAGGAACAAGAAAAUUUUUGCUUCCGGACCCUAUAUGUGACAAAUCUGAGCAGCAAAGAAGAGCAUAGAUGCUGGAUGUUAGUUUCACACUACAUAAUAGGAUAAUGGAUUAUUUUGCUCAACUAGUUUAAUUCUCUGCAUCUUGCAUUGUUCAUAUUAGGGAUAUUGUAAUUGCAUGUCCAUUGUCUGCCAAAGAGAGGUAGCAAACAGAUUUUCAGGGGCAAUAUAAACAAUCUGUCUCUCAGACUUGCACGUGGAUGCAUAUGUUGCUUAUAAAAGAAUUUUACUAAACUUUUAU